GCGUACAGAUCUACAGUAAAGUUGUUGGCAACCUUUGUUUAUCUGCUGCCUGAAGCAUCUCGUUGAAUUCACGUUGCAAUAAUACAUUUAUUUGGUUCGCCGCAAGAGAUGGCUUCAGGCUACCGAAAACCCAACACCACUUCCAGCCAGCGGAAGAAGACAGGUCCUAAACCAGACCUGACCGAGGAACAAAAGCAGGAGAUCAGAGAAGCUUUUGACUUGUUUGAUACAGAUGGCUCUGGCACAAUUGAUGUGAAGGAACUCAAGGUUGCCAUGCGCGCCCUUGGGUUUGAACCAAAGAAAGAAGAGAUCAAGAAGAUGAUUGCAGACAUUGACAAGGAGGGCUCUGGGACUAUUGAUUUUAAUGACUUCCUCAGUAUGAUGACACAGAAAAUGAGUGAAAAAGACUCAAAAGAAGAAAUCUUGAAGGCUUUUCGGUUAUUUGAUGACGAUGGGACAGGCAAAAUUUCCUUCAAAAAUCUCAAAAGAGUUGCCAAGGAGCUGGGUGAAAACCUCACAGAUGAGGAAUUGCAGGAAAUGAUCGACGAAGCGGACCGCGAUGGAGAUGGAGAGGUAAACGAGCAGGAGUUUCUGAGGAUAAUGAAGAAGACCAGUCUGUAUUAAAUGUCAUAGUUAUACCACUGAACGAUUAUUUACCACUGCUGGAACAGUCCAUGUACUCGGAGAUAACCUUUUGCAUUUUUUUUUAAGGUAGUAUUUAGUGGCUUUUUAUAUGGGUUGUAAAUUAUUUUAGUAGAUCUAUACAGUGAUUUUGUAUGAUAUGAAAAUAAUAAAAUAUAUUUAGUAGAACUAAUAAAUGUCAAUUAAAUC
Molecule: messenger RNA, 831 nt
Organism: Esox lucius (northern pike)
Lineage: Eukaryota; Metazoa; Chordata; Actinopteri; Esociformes; Esocidae
Gene: cetn4
Product: centrin 4
Biological process (GO): nucleotide-excision repair; mitotic cell cycle; centriole replication
Cellular component (GO): centriole; centrosome
Molecular function (GO): calcium ion binding
Source: RefSeq, marked provisional